Molecule: messenger RNA, 1158 nt
Organism: Sphaerulina musiva SO2202
Lineage: Eukaryota; Fungi; Ascomycota; Dothideomycetes; Mycosphaerellales; Mycosphaerellaceae
Product: alpha-ketoglutarate-dependent taurine dioxygenase
Exons: 3
Cellular component (GO): cytoplasm
Molecular function (GO): 2-oxoglutarate-dependent dioxygenase activity
Source: RefSeq, a predicted model, not a curated record
AUGGCACCCGCUCUCGUCGAGACCACCACUGUAGCAGAACACAUCAUAUCUGACAAGCAAGCCGAGGAGAUCCGCCAGAAAGACAGUCUCCAAGGCGAGCAUUCCAAAGAGGCCUUUGCGCAAGGUGAAGCCACCACGAAAUAUGAUGUGGAGCUGAAUGGCGACCAAAAGAAUCCUCCUGCAGCCUAUCCGCACUACUUGCCAUACUGGGACAACUCCAAACUUCCACCAUACGAGCCAUUCGAGCCUGUCGAGCCCGGAAAGAAUGCAGAUCCGGCAUUUCCCAAUUUACUUCCUGCUGGGAGCCAUGUGAAGGAGCUCACCGCGAAUAUUGGAGCCGAAGUCAGUGGGAUUCAAUUGAGCAAGUUGAACAACGCUGGAAAAGACGAACUUGCGCUCUUUGUUGCGCAGCAUAAAGUGGUAGCUUUUCGAGACCAGGAUUUCGCCGAUUUACCUAUUCAGGAGGCUAUCGACUUUGCAGAAUACUACGGCCCGAGUCACAUCCAUCCCGUAUCAGGCGCACCCAAGGGAUUCCCCAAAGUCCAUCUCGUGCACCGCAGCGCAUCCGACACGACCGCACAAGACUAUUACCAGGAACGAACGAAUUCCAUCACCUGGCACUCGGACGUGACGUACGAAAUGCAACCCCCUUCCACCACCUUUUUAUACAUUCUCGACGGACCCGUCGCAGGCGGCGAUACGCUCUUUUGCAACAUGGCCGUCGCAUAUCGACGCUUGUCUCCCGAGUUUCAGAAACGUCUGCAUGGCCUGCAAGCAGUCCAUUCGGGUCACGAACAGGCCGAAGCUGCUCUCGCGCGAGGUUCCAUCGUUCGUAGAGAUCCCGUCAGUAAUAUCCAUCCGAUUGUUCGCACGCAUCCCGUCACGGGUGAAAAAGCUCUAUUUGUAAAUCCUCAAUUCACCCGUCGCAUCAUCAAUUUCAAAAAAGAAGAAUCCGACCACCUUCUCAAUUUCCUCUACCAACACAUUGCGCUCGGCGCAGAUAUGCAGGUGCGAGUCAAAUGGGAACAGGGGACGGUUGUCGUGUGGGAUAAUCGUACGACUUCGCACACGGCAAUUUUGGAUUGGCAGGAUGGGAGUCGGAGACAUUUGGCGCGGUUGACGCCUAGGGCUGAGAGGCCUUUUGAGACGGGGUUUGAU